ACACGAUGCACACAACAAUACGGAGCAUGAUCAAGGAAGUUUUGAUUUUGGUGGUCGUCAUUUCCGGAGUAUUGGGUAUUCCCCCACCUAGACCAGAAGAAUACGACUUCCUCAACCAAGACUACGAUCUACCAUCGCCUAUCCAGAAGCGAGCAUCUUUCAAAGAAAGAUACGUACUUCACAAUGGAGCCGUGGUCAGGACCCGUCCAGGCAGUGCCUAUGUCUUGGUGUCUGCUACCCACGGCUGUUCAGAUAACGCUUUGGAGAAGGCAGCUCAUGGAAUAAGUUUGAUGGUUCGCCACAUGCCAACUGAAGUUUUUAAUGGAGUCAGCAGAUCACAUGGACUUGGUAUCUUCACCAAAGCAGAGACCAUGGCAGCCUACCCCGAGAAUUACCACCUUGCCGAUACUGCACAAUGUAAAGGUAAAUGCUCUGGAAGCUGUGCACACACCUGUACCUUUGAUGGUAGAAAAUUCUCUUCCAUCGCUGGAUUGACCAACUCUAGAGCUGUCGUCCUGGACGACGUCGUCUUAUGUGAUAGUCGCGAUCCCUAUCAUCACCAAGACAACAUCCUCGUCCACGAGUUCGGCCAUCUUGUUAUGGGAUACAUGCCUUCACAGUGGAGAAAUAAGAUCAAUGCUGCCUAUACUCACGAAAAAUACGCCAGACUCUGGAAACCCAAUGUGUACGCUACAGCCAAUUCCGCCGAAUACUGGGCUGAAGCUACGGAGGCUUUCUUCUUUGCUACCACAAGAACUGACGUGACUGGAGGAACAAACAUGUGCGGAACGUCUCACGUCUGUUCCAACGAAGCUCAAACUCGAGCCUAUUUGAAGCAUCACGAUCCCCAGCUUUUCGAGGUCCUGAGCUACGCCUACACCAACAGCCAUCCUGAAAUAGCCGGCAAUAUUGGUGUUUGUAUCUAAAUCAAUAUUUGAAUAAACAAAUACAGGACUUUA
Molecule: messenger RNA, 959 nt
Organism: Lottia gigantea (owl limpet)
Lineage: Eukaryota; Metazoa; Mollusca; Gastropoda; Lottiidae
Exons: 7
Coding region: 6-926 (306 amino acids)
Molecular function (GO): metallopeptidase activity
Source: RefSeq, a predicted model, not a curated record